This is a messenger RNA of Polypterus senegalus (gray bichir), 8168 nucleotides long. It is a transcript of the gene erbin, whose product is annotated as erbb2 interacting protein. Gene Ontology annotation, cellular component: postsynaptic membrane; postsynaptic density; adherens junction. Gene Ontology annotation, molecular function: protein binding. Gene Ontology annotation, biological process: neurotransmitter receptor transport postsynaptic membrane to endosome; neurotransmitter receptor transport, endosome to postsynaptic membrane. Bases 812 to 5194 code for a protein of 1460 amino acids. The record is from RefSeq and is a predicted model, not a curated record. NCBI's taxonomy places the organism in Eukaryota, Metazoa, Chordata, Cladistia, Polypteriformes, Polypteridae. The transcript is spliced from 28 exons.
GGCGACUGCUGCAGCAGCGAGAAAGCGAGUUUCUGUGGUUUGAGAGCUCCUGUCUAAGUCACCUCCGCCGCGUUCGUGUUUGUCGCUUCAUGUACACCGUUUCCUACAUAAAUAAGCAGGAAGGUGACAGCUUCAGAUGUAUUUGGGCGCGGCGAUUGCCUUUAAUAAGAGAAAAAAACGUGAACAGGCUGGAUUAACAAAAGAAGAAAAACUGGAUCGGCGCCCGACGGUGGACAUUUUUUUCGCCUUUUGUAUUUCCUUGCGCGUUGUGGACAUUUUGGAUUUUUUUUCUGUCUAAAUAUUGCCUCUUUGGUUGUUCGGCUACAGACGGCUUUUAAUUCUUGACUGUUAUUAGAUAAAUAUCGUUUUUACUGACGUUUUAACAACGCUCAACUAAAAGGUACCAGUGCGACGCGAAAACUUUAAAGGCUAAGAACGAGGAUAACUUUAUGGUUUAGGGGAAAGGAGACCCCCCCAACUCCGCCUGUGUCCGUAAAGAACACGGACAGAGGCGGCCUGAGACAUUUUGAACUGUGGUAAAACGAAGCGGGGAAAGAAGACCCGGGAAAUAGUCCAUUUUAAAGGUACACAACCAAUUCCGAAGGAAGCGGGGGGGCUAGUCCUGCUGGAGAAGGAAAGUUGAGGUGAUUUUAUUAUUGUUAACCUGGGAGCCCUGGCCCCUUCCAUCUGUAUCAUAAGCUGCAACAAGAAAAGACGUGUCAUAAAUGCCAAGUAGCAUCAUCAGAAGGUCUGUUUGCCUGCUUGUUAAAAAUAGAAGGGCUUGAGACCAAGAGGAGACUGGUGCCUGACAAUGACAACAAAGCGCAACUUAUUUGUACGGCUGGUGCCGUGUCGCUGCCUACGGGGGGAAGAAGAAAUCAUUACCAAAUUGGAUUAUUCUCACUGCAGCCUAGAGCAAGUGCCCAAAGAGAUCUUUACUUUUGAAAAGACUUUAGAAGAGCUGUAUUUAGAUGCCAACCAGAUAGAAGAGCUUCCUAAGCAAUUGUUCAAUUGUCAGGCUCUGCAUAAACUGAGUUUGCCAGAUAAUGACUUAACAGUUUUGCCAGCAUCUAUUGCAAAUCUCAUUAACCUCAGGGAACUGGAUGUCAGCAAAAACGGCAUUCAGGAAUUUCCAGAAAACAUCAAAAAUUGCAAAGUGCUGACCAUUGUUGAAGCAAGUGUGAAUCCAAUUUCAAAACUUCCUGAUGGAUUUACUCAGCUUCUCAGUCUUUCACAACUCUAUCUCAAUGAUGCCUUUCUGGAAUUCCUUCCAGCGAAUUUUGGCAGGCUUACCAAAUUGCAGAUACUGGAACUACGAGAAAAUCAGCUGAAGAUGCUGCCAAAAACAAUGAACAAGUUAACUCAGUUGGAGCGCCUCGAUCUUGGAAGCAAUGAAUUCACAGAAGUGCCUGAAGUCAUUGAGCAACUCACUGGUUUAAAGGAAUUCUGGAUGGAUGGAAACAGACUGACAUUUGUUCCUGGGAUUAUUGGAAGUUUAAAGCAACUUACCUAUUUAGAUUUGUCUAAGAACAACAUUGAAAUGAUUGAUGAUCAACUGGCAGGCUGUGAAAGUCUUCAGGAUCUUUUGCUGUCCAAUAAUGCACUUCAGCAGCUUCCUGGAUCAGUUGGCUCACUAAAAAAACUUUCAGCACUCAAAAUAGAUGAGAACCAGAUAAUGUAUCUGCCAGAAACAAUAGGAGGUCUUACUUCAUUGGAAGAACUUGACUGUAGUUUUAAUGAGAUUGAAGCAUUACCAUCAUCUAUUGGGCAUUUCACCAGCUUGCGCACUUUUGCUGCCGAUCAUAAUUUUUUAACUCAGCUGCCACCCGAGGUUGGAAACUGGAAGAAUGCAACAGUGCUUUUCCUACACUCAAACAAAUUGGAGUCCUUACCAGAAGAAAUGGGCGAGAUGCAAAAACUAAAAGUAAUCAAUCUAAGUGAUAACAGGUUAAAGAACUUACCCUUCAGUUUUACCAAGCUGAACCAGCUAACUGCAAUGUGGUUGUCAGAAAAUCAGUCUAAACCACUUAUACCCUUGCAAAAAGAAGAAGAUGAAGAAACUGGUAAAACUGUUCUUACAAAUUACAUGUUUCCUCAGCAGCCUAGGACAGAAGAGUACCUCGCUGCCUCUGAUAAUGAGAGCUUCAAUCCUUCAUUGUGGGAAGAACAGAGGAAACAGAGAGCACAAGUUGCUUUUGAGUGUGACGAGGACAAGGAUGAAAGGGAGACACCACCUCGGGAAGGAAUCUUGAAGCGGUAUCCAACUCCUUAUCCAGAAGAGCUUAAGAGCAUGGUGAAAACGGCUCAGAACAUAGCACACCGACUGAAAGAAGAUGAAUCAUCAGAUGAGUCUGGAAAAGAAAUAAAACAGAUUGGAGAUGAAUUCUUUACUGUAAGGGAUGCUGGUGUUAAGACUUUGGAACAUAACUGUAUAAAUCAAAAACCUCUGGAAGCAGACCCUAUUGUUACUGUAAACUGUAUGCGGAAGCCUGCUGAGGAUGACUCUAAUGACACUAAAGAUACUUCGGCAAAUGAAAGGGUCAAAGUAUGUGAAAACUCAAGAGCUAUAAUUAACCAUGAAGAUACCCUUGAGGAUUCUGAAGACCUGUCCUCUGAUGAAGAUGAAAUGAAGAUUGCAGAAAUGCGUCCCCCUCUGAUUGAAAUUUCUAUCAAUCAGCCUAAGGUGGUGGCUUUAAGCAAAGACAAAAAAGAUGACUCCAAAGAUGUGGAUUCCCUAUUGGAGGACACAGCUGUUAAUAGCAACCAAAACAACAGCAAUUGUUCUUCACCGUCUCGCAUGUCAGACUCUGUUUCCCUUACUACAGACAGCAGCCAAGACAUAUCGCUCAGCACUCCAGAGAAGGAAACAAAAGUUAUGAUUAUCAACAAAAUAAGGCAAGAUGAUGAAAAUUCUAAUUUACUGAAAGAAACCUCUCCACUGCUCCAGAAUGGAAGUGGUUCUGAUUCAUCACUACAGGUCAUGCUCAAAUCCCAACAAGAAAAUGAUGCAAUGAAAGAAGGUUUAAAAAUAUCAGAUUUUGGCUUUAUGGUAGAAAAAAACCUAGCUUUCAUUGAAAGAGAAAUUGAUUUGAAAAAUGGAUUAGAAGAUCCCUACAGUAAACUGGAUCAGAUUAAUCAGAAUGUAUCCAUUCACUCGUCGGACUAUUUAGGAAAGUUUGGUGGUGUUGGGAAUAACACUGAUACAGUCCAAGAGGUCUUCACAAAUACCAUUUUGCUUAACAACAACAUUAAGGAUGUUGCAGAAUAUCUAGAGAAUGGAAAUUCUAUACCCAAACAAAUACCCAAUCAAAUAAAUGGCCGUUUAGAAGAAACAACCAGGUUUCCCUUGAAGACCAAUCCAGUGCGGACUUCUGAAGUUGGCGUAUUAGCAAGUGUAGAUAUGUCUCUUUCCAAAAGCACAGAAGAACUGUCUCCUCAGAAACAUGGAUCAAUGGGCCCUGUUGUAAAAUCUCAAAGUGUUACUAAUAUUGAAAUUGGUGGACUUAAGAUACACAGCAAUAUUUCUGACAGUGGACCACAACAGUCUACUGCCCCUAACUCUGUUCCCAUUCCUAACAUCCAAGGCCAGUGUAUAGUCCGGAGUAAGUCGGCUUCUCUUCUUGAUGACCAACCUCUUCAAGUUUUCCCAGGUUCCUCUUGCUCUUCAUCUGAUCUUAUUUCUGUCAACAAACUUCUAACUAAAUAUGAUGGUGGUUUUAAUACCCAGAAUGUGCAGACAUGCAAGGGGAAUACAUCAAACUUGCAUUUUACAGGGAGUCCCCAGUAUAACAUUCAAUACACAAGCAGCACAGUGCCAAAAGAUGGACUCUGGACUCAGAGAAUGGUAGUGCCAUUUGAACAAGGAAACUUGGCACCGUCUCGUCUUCAAAGAUCAGACAGUACUGACAGCUAUACAAAGCACAUUGUUAACACAAACUACUCCAACCGUAAUGCUCAGGGAAGCCUAGCAUACACACUGCAGCAAAGAGGAAACUCAAGGCCUGUGGAUAUGUGGGGAGCCCCUGUUCAGAAAGACAGACUAGUGUCAAGUGGUUCUAGGAGCACCUUACAGAGGCAAAGCAGCACUUCAUCUUCUGCUUCUGUGUCAAUGGGAGAAGUUAACCAUCCAAGACGUGUAGCAGUCCCUGAGGGAGACUACUUAACUUAUAGGGAUAUUCACACAAUGGGAAGAGGCAUACCAGUUAACCAUGGGCUUCAGAGACCAUUGUCAGCCAGAACAUACAGCAUAGAUGGACCAAAUGUUCCCAGACCACAAAGCGCUCGACCAUCAGUUCAUGAAGUGCCCGAGAGAACAAUGUCAGUGAGUGAUUUUAAUUAUUCACGGACAAGCCCCUCUAAGCGGGCCAAUGUGAGGGUGAAAUCCGAACACUCAUUACUUGAUACACAAGGAGUCAGCAGGGUACCUCCCGACUGGAGGGAUCAAGUUCUGAGACACAUUGAGGCUAGAAAGCUGGAGAAGACUAUGCUGUCUAGGUCCUUUAAUUCCAAUUAUGUUCCUGUUAGCACCUUUCACUUUGGCAGCUCUAGAGAUCUGCAUGGCAGCCAAGGCAGUAUUGCCUUUAGCUCUGCGGACAGAAGGCAUUUUGGAGCUGACAUGUUUUGCGAUGAUGUUUUCUGUUCAGGACAGCAGAAUUAUGCUGUGAUUACACAUGGACACAAGGAGGUAGCUAUGGAUAGUAUGAGAAAAGUGCCUUUAUCAAAUGGACAAAUGUGCCCAGCGUCUAGAUCUCAGAUAAACUCCGGUCAAGUACACUGUCCGCCCCAACAGGGGACUGUGGUGAGACAUCCAUCGAGAGAACAAUUGAUAGAUUAUUUAAUGUUGAAAGUAAACCAAACACCCCAGUACAAUCAGUCACAGGGACCAACAAGAUCACCCCAUGAAUGUGUACAGCAAGAGGUUCACGUGAAGCUUGAAAAGAAUCCUGAACUGGGUUUUAGUAUAUCAGGAGGAAUUGGUGGCAGAGGAAAUCCUUUCCGACCAGAUGAUACAGGUAUAUUUGUUACGAGAGUUCAACCUGAAGGAGCUGCCUCCAAGCUUUUACAGCCUGGAGACAAAAUAAUUAAGGCUAAUGGCUACAGCUUUGUGAAUAUUGAUCAUGGGUAUGCCGUCUCUCUCCUCAAAACAUUUCAGACCACUGUGGACCUGAUCAUUUUAAGAGAAGUUCCUGCAUAAGGCUGGAGAGAAAAGCAAACAAAAAGGAGUCAAGCGUCUCUAACAACCUAGAAUGAAGAAAAAAGAAUGUUUGCUUUUAUUAUUUUUUUAAGCAAAGAAUCCAGAUAUAUUUAAUAGAUAAUUGACCCGCAUACCGUAAUGAAAUAUAAUGCUUUUGUGUGGGAACACAACUAGGAUGUGGUUGUGUAGGUGUGCAUCAGAAAAGAAGCAUUUGAUAAAAAAAACUGGUAUGUGGGACUUUUUAUCUUGUUAAUGGGGUUUUGUUUAUUUUUUUAAAUGAAAAUUGUAAGAAAUACUCCGGAGGGGUGCGUGCUUUCGUGUACAGACUUGUAGGUUUAUAUUCAUAUACAUUACGAAAUAACAUACUGUGCUCUCUUAGUUCGUCUAAAUUGUAGCCAGUAAGCAGAUGGCAGGGCUAUCUGUUUGAUAAAUAUUUUUGCCUUUAUUUUUAAUCAUCUUUUGUAAAUGAAAACCACUCUGUAGAACAAGCAAAAAGGAACUCUUGGAGGACAGUGCAACGUGCAAAUUGAGAAGGUGAAUGAAUGUGGUGCGGGACUGAGAUUUUGUAAAUGGGCCAGGCAAGAUCUGAGCUUCAGUUUCUUACCGAUGCAGUGAUGUAGCAAUCUUCCUACCUCCGGCAUUCUUGGGUGAUCUAAUUUUACAGACGCCUGUGGUUUGAGUGAAUUGGUAUAUCCAACAACCCUCCCUCCCUGCAGGAUGUUUGGAUGGCUGUUUUCUUGGAUCCAGAAAAGCUUUUGCUGCAUUAUCCAGAAUAACUGGAGAACAUAAGGAAGAGUUUUCAGUCCAUGGAAUGAACAGUGAACUAGCAUGUUGGCAAAAAAGGAAAAUCCUGCAGUCAACUAGAAGUAAAUUCCCACUCAUUUACAAGAUUGGCAAGGAUUUUGAUUAUGAACACAUCUGAGUUUAUUUGUAACCUGCGGAAACCCCAACAGCCAAUGGCCUCAAUAUCAUCUUUAUCUGUAUAUUACCUCUUUUAUGUAUUAUUUUCUGGCAUUGUCCUGUUUAACAGGAAAGCAAAAUGCACUGGCAAAUGCCUGCCUUAUUAAAAGGAGUCAGUUUUAGUUGAGGAAUAUUUAAAAUACUUGGGGAGGAAACCGGAAAAUUAGAUUGUUUGGCCUUAAUUUGCCUUGCCCUAAUGUAAAUGGAAAUAGCAUGCAUGGUGCUAGGCUACCAAAGUCGGCGUUUAAAACUGUGGCAUAAUGUUGGUUAACUACUGAUGAUUUUUAGCAGCCAGGAAAGGUCGUUGAUUCCAAAACUCUGUUUUGGUUGGUGUAUGUUUAAGGGCUUUUCUUCUAGUUGUGCAAAUGUGAAUUACCAACUUAACAUGAAACAUGUUCAGAGUUAUUAAAGGGUUUCUAAUAGCUUAACUAAAAUUGAAACACCAAGACCUGCCUUUAUUUUGUGUUUGAAGCAAAAAGUCAGUAUAGUGUCAGUUUAAACUUGUUAGGAAAAGAGCUUUGAAAUUGUUUUGUGAAGUGCCAUAAGAGACCAUAAACUGUUUGAACCAAUUCACACGACAGUACAAGCAAUACCACAUCAGACACUUGCCCCGCUUCUGGUGAACUGCACUUGAUUUAUACAUGCAAUAGAAAGAAGGGGGUCUCGCAAUUAAUAAAACAAACAUAAAACCCUUUAAUUCCUCUGUACAUUGAUAAUACAGGCUUUUCUACUUUUGAUUUUAUAAUGAAACAUAGGAAACUGAAAUUAAAAUAAUCUUUUGAUUUUAGGGGUAGGGAAGUAUUUGAAAAUAUUUUAAUUUCUAUAGAAAAAGCAAAAACAAAACUACCCCAAAAUGCAAACUGUGUUAAUUAAUGAAUCAAGUGGUGCUGUCUUUGAAAGACACUGCUCUUCCCUUCAUACCUCUUUAAAACUUUUCAGCAUUAUACAAGACAAUGUCAGCAAGUCAUUUUUUUGAGAAUUAAAGCCCAGACAUUUGUAUAGGAAUGGAUGGGGGUGGGCCAAUAAAACAUUUUAAAUGUUAAAACUUUAUGAGCUGAUUAAUUCCAAGGCCCUUAAAAGUAUAAUGUAACUAUACUGAAAUGUAUCAAUGUUUUACAAAUGCUUUUAAAAGUCAAUUUCACAUUGUGUUUUUAUUAUUGUAUUGUAAAAGGUUUUUAAUGAUCUUGGCACUGGAAUAUCUGGCAAUUUGUCAUCUAAUCUGUAAGUGAAAUGCUGGUGUUAUAUUGAAGCGACACUCUGCAUUCAUGCAUGGUAUAUUCUCUGCUCCAUUAGCUGUAUGACUGUUAGUUUUCUCAAUUCUCAGUUUUAUUGGAUUCUUAAGGCAUUCUCUAGCCCAAUUUGAUAUUCGGAUGUGAUCCAAAUUUACAUUACAGUAAACAAAUCAACUAUACAGGUACUUUUAAAUUAAUUCUGUUCUUUCAUCCAACAGUCUACUACGGUUAGUUUGAGAGGACAUGAAUCGGUUCGUGCAGCCUGCUAAGGAUACAUGAAACGCCACACAGCUGUGUAGAAUAGACCAUUUGUUAUCGUAUCUGCCAUCAUUCUUUGGCUAUUUAGUUGUUAUAAAAGAGUCUUAACUUUUGACAGUAGAUAUCUAAGAACAGAUACAUCAUACAGGAUGUGUUACACCUUCCAUUGCCAAAUCAUUAAAGACCAGAGUUUUGCAAUAUUUUUUUUAAAUUCCCUAGUAUUUAUUCUCUUUUAUUUAUUUAGUUACUUUGCAUUUUCUGGUAAACUAGUUUACUAAUGAAAAAUGUAAAUAUUCUAAAAUAAAACCACAAAGAAAUGAAAAUCUAUAAGCCAGCAAUAAAUAAACAACCAGAAAUAAACCUUUUGAUGCAUUACUGUUGAAAUGAUCUCAGUAAGCAGCUACAAUGAAAAUGUUUGAUUUAAAAUUUGCAUUUAUUCAACAUUCCAGAUUUUGUAUAUACUUGUUUCUGAAGUAACCUGUGGAAUGAUAGAAAAUAAACUAAUGCUGUUUAAAGUUUCUUUG